Salarias fasciatus (jewelled blenny) is the source of this 2268-nucleotide messenger RNA. RefSeq names its product protein FAM83F-like. The record is from RefSeq and is a predicted model, not a curated record. Bases 60 to 1619 code for a protein of 519 amino acids. NCBI's taxonomy places the organism in Eukaryota, Metazoa, Chordata, Actinopteri, Blenniiformes, Blenniidae. The transcript is spliced from 5 exons. Gene Ontology annotation, biological process: signal transduction. Gene Ontology annotation, molecular function: protein kinase binding.
GUCACCUGUGCGGGGACGCAGGUAAGCAGCUCCAGCAGCGGAGCCCCACCGCCGCGGCCAUGGCAGACUCUCAGCUCAUGUGCAUGGAGGACGGCCACAUCGGGCCGAAGGUCCCGGAGAGCCGCCCGGAGUUCUACUACAGCGAGGAGCAGCGCGCGGCCGUCGAGCAGCUGCUGCUGAAGGGAGACGGAGCCUUCAAGAUGCGCCUGAAAGACGACAACAUGAAGGACUUCCUGUCCGCGCGGGAGGUCAAGCUCCUGGUCAGCACGUUCAAGAGGUACGACCCGGACGGGGAGGACGGCGGCGGCAGAGCGCGUUCCCCCGGGUCGGAGGAGGAGGAGGAGGAGGAGAAGGAGAAGGGGAAGGCGGCGGAGGGGGACGCCGACUCCGGGAUCCCCUCCACCUACUGGCCCCAGAUGUCCGACACCGAGGUGCCGCCGCUGGACAUCGGCUGGCCCAGCGGCUCCGUGUUCAAGGGGGUGACCCGGGUGGCCGUGCACACCCACCCGCCCAAAGACAACGGGCCGCACAUCAAGGAGGUGGUCCGGAAACUCAUCCAGGAGGCCGCCAAGGUUAUCGCCAUAGUGAUGGACCUGCUCACGGACGUCCACAUCCUGCAGGACCUGAUGGAUGCGUCUUGGCGACGUUCCGUCCCCGUUUACAUCUUGUUGGACGAACAAGGCAUGCCGCACUUCCUGGACAUGUGCUCCAGGUUGGAGAUCGGUGCAAAACACCUUCGGAACAUGCGAGCCAGAACUCUUCAGGGAGUGGGCUUCGGUUUGUGCGCCGGACGGCUGCCUGGAGCAGUCUGCCACAAAUACAUGCUGAUCGAUGGAGACAAAGUCAUGUUUGGCUCCUACAGCUUCUCCUGGUGCACGUCUCGUAUGGACCGUAACAUGGUCACUGUGAUGACGGGGCAGGUGGUCGACUUCUUUGACCAGGACUUCCGGGAGCUGUACGCCGUCUCCCAGAAGCUCAACCUCUACAAGGAGUUCCACGUCAGUCCACCGGCGGCUCAGAAGAUGGACGCCGCUCGCUCCAGGACGGCGUCCAAACGGCCGCCGCUGCCGGCCACCACCUCCCGCUUCCAGGUCACCUUGGGAGAUUCAAAGAACGUCGACAUUCAGGUGCCCGCGCACAAAUUCUACAACCCCAAGUACGCCUUAGCGUUUGGAGAAGCACUGCGUCCCACAGGGUCCCUGCAGGAGCCGGGACCCACGAGGAUCGCGGCCAUCACUGACCUGCUGGAGGUAGAAAAGCAGGGGCAGCGGUUUGCCAACAGCGAGAAGGUGGACAGACUGACGCCGCUGCCCGCGGAAGCCCCCAGCGAUAUCGUCAGGACGCCCAACGGCUUCCGAACGGACAAAAAGGAACGCUUUUCGUUCAGGCAGAUCUUCCGGAAUAGAUCCCGUAAGCUUUCUAGAAGCAACUCGGGAACUCCAACUCCAGAGACCAGCCAGACUGAUGAGAACCAGGACAGAAUCGGGGACCGUCCGCCCAAAGCCAAUAAGAAGCAGUCGAUCCGCAAGGCAACGUCUGAGCUGACUGUGAGCCCUGAGCAAGACAAGGAGGGUGGUAAAAGUCAGCGCAAAGACAAGCAGGCCUGCAAAGUGUCCUGAGCGGAGCCGGAACGGAGCCACGAUCCUCCAAACGGGUUAAUAAAAGACAACAGAGUUUACUAAAGAGACCAGAUGAAUGUGGUUCAUCAGCGUUAUUGAUGUGGACAAAGGGAAAGACGAGAAUCCUGGGAUAUUUGGAAUCUGAUUUCCUACCAGCUUGUUUUUCCAGCUGUCAGCUCUUUCCUGCAGUUCUGAAUGUGAAAUCUGUGGCUGUAAAAAGAACGGUGGUGAAUUUACCAAUCUGAAAUAUUCCGAUUGUGCCUUUCUGUCACGUGUUGCUUUUUACCACGCCUUGAUUCGUCUUUACUUUUGCUUUCUCCUUCUCAAUAAACAGGAUCUUCCAGAGUUUUUACAGAGAAUUGAUGUGAUCAUUAAGAACAUGAGAAGUCAUCCUCUUUUGUUCCUCGGGGCGUCUCCCACCUUUUAAUGCAGGUCAUUACGCUCUGUUUCAUAAUGCUGUAAUUCGUCUGUGUUGUCACUUCUUGCCUGAUGCACGAGUAAAAAUGUGGGAUUGUUUGCUCUCGCAUGUGUUUUCUGGAAAUGUUUGAAUGUUCACUCGGCUUCCACUCGAGUGCUGUCCACGUGAGAAGCCCUGCCUUAAAUUCCUCCUCCUCAAAUAAAAAAACCUAUUUCUGGUUUAAAUGCUGCA